Messenger RNA from Chelonus insularis, 1192 nucleotides. RefSeq names its product NAP domain-containing protein SET (gene Set). Bases 122 to 1063 code for a protein of 313 amino acids. The record is from RefSeq and is a predicted model, not a curated record. NCBI's taxonomy places the organism in Eukaryota, Metazoa, Arthropoda, Insecta, Hymenoptera, Braconidae. Gene Ontology annotation, molecular function: histone binding; chromatin binding. Gene Ontology annotation, cellular component: chromatin; nucleus. Gene Ontology annotation, biological process: nucleosome assembly. The transcript is spliced from 5 exons.
CGCCACAAAGUUGAUGGCCACCGUAUGCGAUAAGAGCAAAGCGAGGGUUCAGAAAUAAACAGUGUGACUGGUUAGUGGUGUAGUAAAGUGUGUAGUGAAGAGCGCGCGACAACGUUGAGAGAUGUCUUCGUCUAAUAAAAAGAUGAAAAAGGUAGAGGAAGCAAUACUUAAUGAUGGUAAUGAGACACGAGAUUACGACCUUGAGAUACAAAAAACACUUGAAGAAAUUGAUGGAUGUCAAAAUCAAAUCGAUGGUCUCAACGAGAAAGCCAGCGAUGAGAUUCUCGAGGUCGAGAAAAAGUAUAACAAGCUACGUAAACCUUACUUCCAAAGACGAAAUGAAAUCAUCAAGAGGAUACCUAACUUUUGGGUCACUGCUUUUGUGAAUAAUAAAAAAAUAGCUGAAAUUUUGGAAGAAGAGGAAGAAGAUGCUCUCAGAUAUUUGAAUAAAUUAGAAGUUGAGGAGUUUGAAGAUAUUAAAUCAGGAUAUAGAAUUAAUUUUUAUUUUGAUGAAAAUCCAUAUUUUGAAAAUGAAAUCCUUACAAAAGAAUUCCACUUAGGAUCGUCUGGAGAUCCAGCUUCACAAAGUACAACUAUUCGCUGGAAAGAAGGAGCAGAUCUUACAAAAAGAUCUAAAAACAAAAGUCAAUUGAAGGGACGUAAAAGACCAUUAGGUCAUAGAUCAUUUUUUGAUUGGUUUACGGAUCAUGGUGAUCCUAGUUCUGAUGAAAUUGCAGAAUUAAUUAAAGAUGACAUGUGGCCAAAUCCUCUUCAAUAUUAUUUAGCGCCUGACAUGGAAGUAGAGAAUGGAAUUGAAGGAGAUGGAGAAGACUUAGAAAGUGAUGAAGAUGAAGAUGAUGAGGAUGCAGGAGAAGAAGGCGAAGAAGUAGGUGAGGGAGAAGAGGGCGAUGACAGCAUAGUAGUAGUAGAAGAUGAUGCAGAUGAGGACGAUGAAGAAGAAGAGGCUGUGAAUGAGGAAGAUGAAGGUGCGAAUGAUGAAGAUGAUUUAUUAGUAAAUGAUGAAGUUGAUCGGGAAGAGGGAGAGGGUGAAGAACCUGAAUAAUAAUCUUGCAUCAAUAAAUCAUCACAGUUGUUACAAUUGUCUGCAGAAAAAUCACAUAAUUGUGGGCAAAUGAUUAAAAUUAAGGAUAAAAAAUACUACGAAAUAAUUGAGUAUUCAAAGAUUUCAAUA